AUGCUGCCCUUCUUAUCCUCUCUCGACAAGAGUCUUCUCUUCGGCGCAUGGCUCGGCGCGUAUGACCAAGUGCAGCGCAUCUUCUCGCCUGCAGUGCCGCACACGGCAGCAGAAUCUGCUCAAGUCACGGAUUUUGUCCAACUAAACCUCACAUCUUACUUCAAUGCUAAGGCCGCGGCGACCAGCGCCGCCAAUGCCAACUUCGAUGGUUCGGGGCGAGCGUAUCCAGCAGAGCUAUUGCCGUCAGCGAGCUCCUUCAACUACUCCGGUCUUGAGUACAUCCUUCCUCCGUUCCAAGACCCAUCAGCCAAUGAUGCGAUCAAAGCGUCGGGUCAAACCAUCGAUAUCCCCGAGCCGCAGCUCUUCCAGUCGUUCAACACCCUCGCGAUCUCAUUCCCCGGUGUCGACGCUGGCAACUUGACCGUCAACUUCGACGACGGCACUUCGACGGAAGUGAGCAUCAUCAUCGCUCCAUGGUACUCCCAGGGAAGCAUGUUUGAUGGACCCAUCUGGGUGCCGUGGCACUACGCGAACCCACAGCUCGACUCAAACCUUACCAGGGAUUACAAUCGUACUCACAUACAGUUCGCUACCGUCAGCCUGCCGUCGGACAAGAACAUUACCUCCAUAGGCUUGCCUUCUUCGGACGCCCAACAGGCAUUCUUCGCGAUCACCCUCGUCCCUGCUGUGCCCGAGAUUAUUGCUCCCGCGCUCAGCAUCCAGAAUGUGCGCUCGACGACCAAGUGGCUCAAUGAAGGCGCAACAGGCGACGACCGUAUACAGAUCGUGGAGGUCACUAUCAACAAUCUCGCACGGCUCAACGCUUCGCUCGACGCCUGGAUCACUUCGAAGACGUCUGUAUCACUGUCGUCUUCAUCAUUGACCACUGUCACCCCCGGAACUUUCGUCCGCCUUCGCCCGGACGACCAGAUCGUUGUCAAUGUUGGCGUUCAGAAUGCUGCUGGUAUCGCUGCGGGUACAUCUUCGACAGCAACUGUGACCAUCUCAGAUGCGAACGGGACAAGUCUUGCUGUGGCUCGUGCAACGGAGCCGUGGUCCGUCACCGCAGGCAUACCGGACUGGCAGAACACAGACGACAGCCUCAUGACGCACGAGUCUCCGGAAUGGUAUGACGACGCCAAGUUCGGUAUCUUCAUACAUUGGGGAGUCUUCAGCGUCCCGGCCUGGGCACCCUCCGGCGAGCAAUACGCCGAAUGGUAUGACUGGUGGCUACACAACCCUCCGAACAACAGCUCGGCUAUCUGGGAGCAUCACCUUGAGACCUACGGACCUGAUGUUGUUUACGAUGAUUUCAUCGCAAACUUUACCGCAGAAGGCUGGAGCCCCGACGACUGGAUCGACCUCAUUGCGGAUGCCGGGGCGAAGUACUUCGUCAUAGUCACCAAGCACCAUGACGGGUUUGCUCUUUUUGACACCAAAAACACCAGCAACCGCAACUCCUUACUCCUCGGACCCAAGCGCGACAUCAUCCAAGAUGUUAUGACCAGCGCUAAAACGCGCGCCCCGCAACUGCGCCGCGGCACCUACUUCUCCCUCCCAGAAUGGUUCAACCCUGACUAUGGACCCUACGGACACGGACAAUGGCCUGGCCACCCAGCUCUCAAUGCAUUCAACGGGUCGUGCUGCGAUCCUUUCAUCGGUUACGUUCAUGUGGAUGACUACAUCACGGACUUGCAAGGUCCCCAGAUGGAGAUUCUGUUCACAGAUCCGCGCUAUGAGACUGACAUACUCUGGUGUGACAUCGGUUACGCGAGUGCAUUCCCCAGCAUCGGUGGUACUUGGUACAACUAUGCUGCCGGUCAAGGUCGACAGGUUACGCGCGACGACCGAUGCGGUUCGAAUAUGACCGACUUCGUGACGCCAGAGUACGCAACAUACCCGGCCACCCUUUCUCAGAAGUGGGAGACCACCGAGGGUAUCGACCCCUUCAGCUUCGGCUACAACCAGGAUACGCCUCCAUCUGGAUAUCAGUCCACCGAAGAGCUGAUUCCCAAAUUCAUAGAUAUCGUAUCCAAAGGCGGCAAUUACCUACUUGACAUCGGUCCGACCGCCAAUGGCAGCGUUGUACCGGAGAUGACCCAACCCCUUCUUGCAAUGGGAAAGUGGCUGAACUCAUCUGGCGCUGCUAUAUACGGCACGCGCCCCUGGUGGAUCGCCAACGCAGACCAGUCAGACGGCCACACCAACGUGCGCUUCACGACUACACUGGACGCCUUCUACAUUAUCGCCCUCACUGAACCUUCGGACGGCGCACUCACGACACCCGCUCCGGUACCCAUCGUUGCGAAUGACACAGUCACGAUGCUCGGCGGAACCGGCAAAGCCUUGAACUGGACGGUCACUGACGGCGUCUUCAGUAUCGAAGUGGAUAGCGACGAGCUCUCCAUGGUCCAAUACGCGUGGGCCUUCCAGGUUGCGUAUUCGCAGUAG
This is a messenger RNA of Peniophora sp. CBMAI 1063, 2451 nucleotides long. NCBI's taxonomy places the organism in Eukaryota, Fungi, Basidiomycota, Agaricomycetes, Russulales, Peniophoraceae. The record is from the annotation of a GenBank genome assembly.